Suricata suricatta (meerkat) is the source of this 1591-nucleotide messenger RNA. It is a transcript of the gene FAM25A, whose product is annotated as family with sequence similarity 25 member A. The record is from RefSeq and is a predicted model, not a curated record. NCBI's taxonomy places the organism in Eukaryota, Metazoa, Chordata, Mammalia, Carnivora, Herpestidae. The transcript has 3 exons. Bases 1264 to 1533 code for a protein of 89 amino acids.
UGAACAGGGACUUGGGAGGCCUUCUUCCGUGACUCUGGGCCACUGGGGUCAUAGUCCCUGGUCCUCUGUCCCCACUACUUGUCAUCAGGGCUCACUCCUGAAUACCCCCUCCCUAGCACAAUCAGUGACAAGGCAAGGGAACAGAAGUUUACUGACGGCUUGCAUCCCACUGAUUAUCAGUGACAUGGCCAGGAAGGCAUGGCUGUCCCCAUUUUAUAGAUGAGGAAACUGAGGCUCAAGUUUGGGCUGGUGACUAAGGGGAGCAGCAUGUGGCACGUGGCUUGAGGCAUCACUCUUCAUCCUGAAUAACUAGGGAGCAGGCUGGCCCCUUAAGCAUGUGAUGCGUCAAGGGCCGGUAGAGUGGCUUUCUGGGAAUUCUGGCCAGGCCGGGAGUACCUCCCUUAGUGUUGGCAGGUCUUCCAUCUAUUCCUCUAGGACCUCCUGGGGCACACUGCUGGCCUCCCAGGGCCUCUUGGAGAAGCCAGGUCCCAAGGGGCAGGGGUGCUGGGCCCUCUCCUGCGCUGCCGGCCCGUGAGUGGGGCUGUACAGGGGCUCAGGCGCUUCUGUGAGUCAGAAGCUGCUGCCUGCAAGCCAGGGAUGACUGGGGUUCUGGUUAACACUACCUCCUUCUCAGCCUUGGGCAAGGUACCACCAGGAGGCUUCCCCUCCGGCCCCUCAAAUUGCCAAUGAAAGCUGCAGAGACACUGCAGAGCUGAGGUCCUUGGGAAUGGGGAGGUCAGUAGCAUCCACUCCACUCAUGUUCCUGGCCUGAGGGACCAUCCAGGUCCCUAGGCCCACAGAGCCCCAGGCCCUGGGCUAGGGCAUCCUGGAUAGCAGGCUGGACUUCCUAGGCCUUGUCUGGAAGGCUACAGGGAGCUCGAAGUCCAGGGGGCUGGCAGGGUGGCUGUCCCCCAAUUCCUGUCAUCCCCCAGGGCACUCAGGCCUCCUGCUUUGCGGGAAAGACACGUCCCAGAACUGAUUUCUCAGUCCAGUCCCAGCCCUGCUCCUGUUCCUGCCCCUCAAGGGGCCCAGAGUCUGGGUGUCAGGGUCUCAAACUGCCAGAGAGGCAGGGCUGCAGUCCCAGCACGGGGGCAGCCCCACCCAGCCUCAUCUUCCUGCCGCCGCCCGCGCUGACUCACCACCUGAUCUACUUGGCUGGGGCGGGGGCUCCUGCCUCAGAGCCCAGGCUGGCAGCAGAGCAUCUAUAAAAGCACGCCAGUCCAGGUGGCAGCAUCCUGCUUGGUUGUCACCUGUCACAGCACGAUGCUGGGAGGCCUGGGGAAGCUUGCUGCCGAGGGCCUGGCCCACCGCACCGAGAAGGCCACUGAGGAAGCUGUUCAUGCCGUCGAGGAGGUGGUGAAGGAGGUGGUGGACCACGCCAAGGAGGCUGGAGAGAAAGCCAUUGCCGAUGCCUUAAAGAAGGCCCAUGAGGCAGGGGACAAAGCAGUGAAGGAAGUCACUGAGACAGUGACCAACACAGUCACAAGUGCUGUCACCCACGCGGCGGAAGGCCUGGGCAAGCUGGGACAGUGAUCACGCUUGCCUCCAGGGCAUUCUUCCUGAAUCUCAAUAAAAAGCUGUGAAAUGUGUA